Pogoniulus pusillus (Red-fronted tinkerbird) is the source of this 5434-nucleotide messenger RNA. RefSeq names its product solute carrier family 26 member 4 (gene SLC26A4). Bases 202 to 2556 code for a protein of 784 amino acids. The transcript is spliced from 20 exons. Gene Ontology annotation, molecular function: bicarbonate transmembrane transporter activity; oxalate transmembrane transporter activity; secondary active sulfate transmembrane transporter activity. The record is from RefSeq and is a predicted model, not a curated record. Gene Ontology annotation, cellular component: plasma membrane. Lineage: Eukaryota; Metazoa; Chordata; Aves; Piciformes; Lybiidae. Gene Ontology annotation, biological process: transmembrane transport.
CUGGCUCGGCCUGCCCCACGGCGGAGAGCGGGAGCAGGCGCAGGUAGAGCCCGUGGCAGUCGCGACGGCGGUGGGGGUGCCGCCUGAGCCGCCGCUUCAGGACGCGGACAGCUCUGCGCCGCGGGGCCGAGCCGCACUUGGCGCUGAGGUGCGGCGGGCGGCUGGGGAACCGCCAGGGGGUGCCGGCGCGGGCGCCGGUCGAUGCCCUCCGCCUCAGGCAGGGCCAUGGCAGCGGGCGAACGGACGGAGGAGCCGCUGGCGGAGCUCAGCCACUACGUGGUGGCGCGGCCCAUCUACAGCGAGGCAGGCUUCCAGGAGGAGAACGAGCGGCGUCCGCCGCUGCCGCCCACGCUCCGCGAGCGGGCGCAGGCGGCCUUCAGAUGUUCAAGGAAAAGGGCCUUUCAGGUUGCCAAGUCUUUUCUGCCUAUCCUGGAGUGGCUGCCCAACUACCGAGUGAAAGAGUGGCUGGUCAGCGAUAUCAUCUCUGGGGUCAGCACUGGCCUUGUAGCCACCUUGCAAGGUUUGGCAUAUGCUUUGCUGGUUGCAGUUCCUGUUGGAUAUGGUCUCUAUUCUGCCUUUUUUCCCAUCCUGACAUACUUUUUCCUGGGAACAUCAAGGCACAUCUCAGUUGGACCGUUCCCUGUAGUCAGUUUGAUGGUGGGAUCUGUUGUAUUGAGCAUGGCCCCUGAUGAUAAUUUUCUGAUAGAUGGCAGUAAUGCUACAGGGACUAAUGGUACUGGGAUAAUGAUAGACACUGAAUCCAGAGAUGCACAGAGAGUGCUAAUUGCUAGUACCCUCACAUUUCUAGUUGGAAUUUUACAGGUAAUAUUUGGAGCCCUUCAGAUUGGUUUCAUUGUAAGGUACCUUGCAGAUCCACUAGUUGGGGGAUUCACAACUGCAGCUGCUUUUCAAGUGCUUGUGUCACAACUGAAAAUAGUCCUAAAUGUUUCAACUAAAAACUACAAUGGUGUCCUUUCUAUAAUAUAUACUCUUAUUGAAACAUUUGAAAGAAUUGGUACCACCAACAUUGCAGAUCUUAUUGCUGGACUCCUCACCAUUUUUGUCUGCAUGGUAGUUAAAGAAAUAAAUGAUCGAUUCAAACACAAGAUACCUAUUCCUAUACCAAUAGAAGUUAUUGUGACAAUAGUAGCCACUGGCGUUUCAUAUGCUGCUGACUUGGAAAAAAAAUACAAUGCAGGCAUUGUUAAAAGCAUUCCAAGAGGAUUUUUGCCUGCUGAACCUCCAGAUGUCAGCAUGUUUUCCCAGAUGAUAGCAGCCUCCUUUUCCAUCGCUAUAGUUGCUUAUGCUAUUGCAGUAUCUGUGGGGAAAGUAUAUGCAACCAAGUACAACUAUGCUAUUGAUGGAAACCAGGAAUUUAUUGCCUUUGGGGUCAGCAACAUUUUUUCAGGUGCCUUUUCAUGUUUUGUUGCUACUACUGCUCUUUCGAGGACUGCAGUCCAAGAAAGUACUGGUGGAAAGACUCAGGUUGCUGGUAUAAUCUCAGCUGGGAUUGUUUUGAUUUCCAUUGUUGCCCUGGGGAAAUUGCUAGAGCCCUUACAAAAGUCUGUGUUGGCAGCUGUAGUAAUAGCUAACUUGAAAGGGAUGUUCAUGCAAGUGUUUGAUGUUCCUCGUUUGUGGAGACAGAAUAAAGUAGAUGCUAUGAUCUGGGUUUUUACCUGUAUAGCAUCCAUCAUUCUGGGACUUGAUUUGGGAUUACUUGCUGGCCUUUUGUUUGGAUUGUUGACAGUCGUGCUGAGAGUUCAGUUUCCUUCAUGGGGUGGCUUUGGAAACAUUCCUGGCACAGACAUCUACAAGAAGGUCAAGGACUACAAAAAUGUUAUAGAACCAGAAGGUGUGAAGAUUCUCAAAUUUGCAAGUCCAAUUUUUUAUGCUAACAUUGAUGGACUGAAAAGCAGCCUCAAAUCCACGGUGGGAUUUGAUGCGGUCAAGGUAUAUAAUAAGAGGCUUAAAGCACUGAGGAAGAUACAAAAGCUAAUCAAGAAGGGGAAAUUAAAAGCUACUAAGAAUGGCAUCAUCAGUGAAUCUGGUAUUAGUAAUGAAGUUUUUGAGACUGAUGAGGAGCCUGAAGACAAUGACUUUCCCACCAAAGAAGUAGAGAUCCAAGUGGACUGGAAUUCAGAACUCCCUCUCAAAGUAAACAUCCCCAAGGUGCCCAUUCACAGUCUCAUUCUUGACUUUGGAGCAGUAACCUUCUUGGAUAUUGUAGCUGUGAGAUCAAUAAAAACGAUAAUUAGGGAGUUUGAGAGAAUUGAUGUGAGAGUAUACUUUGCUUCAUAUCAAGACAAUGUUAUAUCUCAACUGGAACAGAGUGCCUUCUUUGAUGAUACUGUCAGAAAAGACAUAUUCUUCUUGACUGUCCAUGAUGCUGUGCUCUACAUAAGGAAUCAAAUGGCAUACAGUGACAAUCAGGACCCCAUCUUUGAGAAGAUUUCACUCAUGCAGGAGUCUAAAGAACCCAUAGAAUUCACAGAAACAAACCAUCUUGAUGAUGAAUUUGAUGUUCAAGAAGAGGCCAUGCGCAGACUUGCUUCAUGAAGAUGGACUGCUGGUGCUGUCCCGUCUUUGAACUUGGCAAUAUUUAUGCACCAGUACUAUAUAAGCAUUUUUUGGAAUGAACCAAUCUUUGUACUUGAAGAAAACUCUGAUUGUUUGUGCGAAUGAUACAGAUCUCUAGAAAUGGAUAAAUUUUAGCUAAUGCUAUCCUGCAGAUAUUCUGGACUUAGAUUCAGCAAGCACUUUCUGAUAUGAUACACUGAUAAAAACAAUUCAGAAGAUUGUUACCAAAGAUGUAUUCAGUUUUGGGAAUAGUGAGGCAGAAGGUACAUUACACUGCUUUAUCAGUGUAUACAGGAUGAAAAGUUGCUUUGUAGUCUGCCCAGGAGAGUGAAGAGACCAAAAUCUUUGGAUGGCAAGCCUUUUUUUUUUUUUGGGUCUGUACUUGUACAGUGCCUAGUGAGUGAGCAGGAAUAGUAUCUGGCCAAGGCUUUGCAUUUCUUGUACUCUGGUGUAAAUGUACAUGCUGAAAAGUUUUGGAUAGUGUAUCCUGAUUGGUUUUUAUGGAGUGAUUCCUUAAAUUGCUGUAGGUUGUUAGAUAACUGAAAUGGGUGACAGGUGAAACAUUCACAUGAAGAGCAAACUGCACAGAACUUUAAAUACGAUGAAUUUAAGUAGGAAAGACCCUUGGAUAUAGGUUCAUUAGCUCUCUAUUAAUCCCACUGUAGCAAAUGAUGAUCUACUAUUAAUGAUCAACCCUAAAAUAACACAUAGAAGAUUAUUUUGUCUCGAGUACAUACCUUUCAUCAAGAGGCAGAACACUACAUAACUUAGGUUAACAAAAACAUUAGUCUCCAAGUACAUAAUGAAGUCUGAAGAACAGGCUGUUACUGAGUGCAAGGAAGGAAGUCAGAAUGUGACCUACUAUAGAGGUUUUGGAUGGGGUUUUUUUGUUGUUGUUGUUUUAAAUGGAAUGCAGGAGUUUAUUUAGUUUAAUUAAUAGCUAUAUUUUUAUAUAUUUUUUUCCUUUUAAUAUUCUACAAUAGACUGCUGCUGUUCUUUUCUAUUUGAGAGCCCAACAGAUAAAGGAUUUGACCUAAAGCAAAAAUUUAAUCCUUACUUUAGGACUAUAUAAAAUAGAUAGACAGGAAGUCAAUGUUCUUACCUUCCAUGAUGAGGAAAUGUGUUUUGGUGGAGAAUAGUCUUCUGCCUUAACUGUUUUAGCACUACACUUAUGUUUUUUUUAAAUGGAAAAAAAUCCUGCAUCAUGAGGGAGCAGACAGUAAAAAAAGUGGAAGAAUACUGAAGUAUAACAUCCCUAAAGGUUCACAGUAUGGGCUAAUUAGCUUCAGUAUGUUCACAUAUUUAAGGCUCAUUAUUUGAUUACAUCAGAGAAAUUUUCCCUUAUCACACUGCACAGAGUAGUGUCUUUUUUUGUAUUUGGGGGAGUUUGUGUGUGUAAAAUCUCAGGUGAAAAGCUAAGCACUAAAUAAAUUAUUCUGUUCUAAACACCUGAGCAAACUUCAUUAAAAUCGGUGGGAAAAAAAUCAUGUAACCUUCAGUCAGUUGGAGAGUAUCUUAGAUAGUAGGUAGGAGCACCAGACUGACAUCUUUUUUUCUCUGAUAAGGAAAAAACUUCAGUCCUCAUAAGUGUCAGUGAAAUUUCUGAUUUCAGAUGCAAUAUAGGCCUGAGUCUAGAUGACACUGAUGUUCCAAAUGCAAGCCAGCAAAAACAGAGGGUUGUAUUUACAAAUGGACAUGUGGCAUUUGUAUGUCAGAUUGGCACCUCCACAAGCUGAGAAUGAGGCAUGUGUUUAAGCAGCAAGUCAGGCUUAUCUGCACCCCCUCAGACAGAAGCAUUCAUUUCAAUUUACACUAAUGCUCAAGCCCAGGAUCUCUGACAAUUCAUUCUUUCAGUGCUGUCCUGAGCUCUCUCUCAUCUGCCAGCCUAAUGCAGGAAGCUGGCACCCACAUUACUGACAGAACUUUCCUAUCAGGCCAUGGCCCCAGCUUACAUUAAUGUGAAUAUAACACACUGUUGCAAGUAACUUGUUUCUCAGAAACUGUAUUGCUCUUCUAAAGUUGGAUGAACAUUUCAUGUAAAACGUAAAAUACUCUACCUAGGACUGAUAAGUGACCCUUCAGCUAAUUUUUAUGCAGAAUACAUACUAUUGAAAAGAUACCAUGAAAAAUGACAGCAGUGGAAUUAAUCUUUUCCUCAAAAGAACACCUGCACUGUGAAGUUUGGGUUUCUUACUUGACAGGAAUGUGGUCUUACAUUAUAUUUUAACCUUUUCUAGUUCUGUAGAAGAAGCAAUUAAAUAUUCAACAGGCUUCCAGUUUUCUUUCUCAAUAUGACAUUUAAUCUGUAAUUAAUUUUGAUAAAAUAUGAUGCAAUGCACUUAUUUUUGGCCUCUGUAUUUCUUCAAGACAUGGAUGUGUUUGUCCUUAAACUAGCGUAAAAUAUAUUUUCUUGAAUUAAAAAAAAAACACACACAACAAACAAAACAAAACCAAACCCACACCCAAACACACAAAGCCUACAUCUACAUAGAUCAGUAAGAGGCAACAUGCAGAAGGCAUUCACAUACCUUUCUCGGUGUGUCAGUGAGUAUGUGCUUCUUGAAUUUCUAAGGAUCUAUCACAGUAAUGGAUUUUGCAAUGAAACUAAAUUCUCUGUAAUUUUGUACUAAUUAAAACCUCCAGAAGUAAUGCAACUAGAUGUGCUCAUCUUUUUUUUCCAGUAGAAUGAAGAAGUGAUAUUUUUGUAUGUAUUUCGAAUACUUUCAUGUCUUUGCAUGUCAGGUAUUAAAUCUGGAGCUGUAUGUUAAGUUUUGUACCCUUUUAAAAAGUUGCAUGUUAAAAAUAAUUGUAUUCAUUAACUAGUAAAUAAACCUGUGCAUACUGAAGAUAUACUCCA